AUGAGAAAAACGAACAUGUCAGAAGCUGCGACGAACUACGAUUCAAAUAACAGCAACGCUGGCCCACCUCAGCUGGCUGCUGGUCUUCUAUCCAUAAGAGAUGUUACAACAACAUCGAAACAGCCAGAUCUACCUGUUGAUAUUCUUUUAGUAACGGUUAAGGAGUGCGAGUUCUUAGCUUGUUACAAUGAGCUUAAAGAUCCCUUUAGAUGUUAUUUUGAUGAUCUUGGUUACGUUUACUUCGCGGACGUUGUUGGAAGUCAGCCGGGGCGAGUGAAAGUAGCACUAAUGAAGUGUCAUCAAGGUUCUAACGGUCCGGGUGGCUCUCUGACUGCCGUUAAGAAUGCCGCCCCUAUUCUUCGACCUAAGGCCGUGAUAUCUGUUGGAGCAUGCAGUGGUCUCAACCCUGACAAAACCAAGUUAGGUGACGUUGUUGUAUCAGCCAAACUAACAACAUAUGCAUCCAAAGUAGUGACAAGCGACCAAGAGCAGUGGGCUGGUAUUAGCAGUUACGUGAGCAGACGGUUUCUUAACAUUAUCACGAAUUGCGCUGAUGGGUGGCAACCACCAUUGAAGAACCCAGAAGAUCGCCAUAUCAACGUUCAUAACAAUGGUGAGUUCUUAAGUGGUCCAGAGCAGAUCAGAGCAGAAUGGAGGCGAAAAGAACUUCUAGACCGUCAUUCCCUCGCAACAGGUGUAGAGAUGGAGGGAGAAGGUGAGCGUAUGUCACUUUUAAAAGCGCCUCAAGCGUACGCAUGCACAAGACCCUAAGCUAUAAUUCGACCAUAUCUUCGCCGUUGUCAGUGCCAAAGAAUGGUGUACUAACACGUCGCAAACGCCUACCUUCAUGGCUUAGUUUGAUAGACUUUCAUUGCUCUGCGUUCUCGUCACGUGUGCUUUUUGGCUUCGUUCAUUGACAUAGGUCUAAACCUAGAAAUUUAAAGAGAGAAGAAAUAUUAUAGUUAUAGUGAAUAUCUCCAUGGCCUGAUUACUUUAGAUUAUCUGAUUACUUUAGGUCAUAGUUGGUGGUUGUAUUGGAUCAAAACGUGAAAAUGCGUUACGUGUUUACACAGAGAGCAAUAACUGAUUUAACUUGUCCUUUAUCUACUAUAUAAUUAUAUCUGUCUGAGCUUCGUUAAAACGUGGUCACUAGGUUUUCGCCAGGCGCCAGGCACACCCUGGUUCUAGGCCAGUGCGGUCUCCAAAAAUUUAGCAGACUUGGCGUCUUGGUCGGCACAGGCGGAUAACCCAUGGAUUACCCUAACAGUGGGUGGGUGGAUCAGGCCUUGGGGGCAGAACUAGUGGGGUAGGGAGGGAGGCUAUUUUGACACAACCGCUUCAGUAAGGAGCGGUGUUUACUAGAGGCUUUGACUGGCAAGUACCUUGCUCAACCAGGCUAAAUCAGGCCUCUGCUGACAGUAAUUAUCAUGAUGAUUGCAGAACUCCGGGGGAGGCGCGUGUGUGUGAUUCAUGUGUCACGAAAAUAACACAUUCUACGAAGCAUUUUUUUUCACUUUCCUAUCACACGACCUGCGUGCAUGUACUGCUACACUAGUUAACGGAAUCUGCCAAGAACCCGUUGCCUAGCACGUGACCAAAAUCAAGAUCUUUUUUAUUUGAAAUUUCAUUGAGAAACCUUAAAAAUAUAAAGUGAUUUGAAAAAGAUUUCGCACAUAGCUUGCAUGUUUCACGUUUUGAAAAACGCGUAAAAGAAUUAGUCGUUCACGGUGAACAAGAAUUCUCCUUUUCAAUUUUUGCAGCACGCUUUAAAUUUCCAAACCUGUCCUUUUUCUCCUCUUUCUACACAUUUUCAAAAAGUUUUUAAAACGUCUUUAAAACGUUUCUUGGCUGCUUUGUCUGAUAUGAGAUGUUUACUACAACAUUACAGUGACCGGCUUUGAUUUCAGUCGGCCGGUCAAAGCAUGACAUUUUCUAUUUCUUCCGCGGUGAAAAGUCGCCGGCAACUGUGGUCAAAGUGCCGGCUGCUAUUUUGAACCCUGGAAAGGGACAAAUUUAAAGCUUCAAAAGAGUGUAGUAGGUAGCGAAAUUGGUAAUGGAUUUUCCUAAAAUGUUAAGUUCUUUUGUGAGUGUAACCCUUUGAGGGUUGGUCAGAAUAUCCACACCAAGGUAUCGCUGGAAAGAUCUAUCUUUGCUGACGUUUUUCCUUGCCAAUUCAACUUAAACUGAAAGCUAAAUGGUCCUGGAAGGAAAAUAUGCAUCGUUCCAUAUGGAACGAAAACGACCGAAGCAGUCGUCGAAGGGUUAAUCGUCAAAAAUACUACUAGAUCCAAAUUAGAAAGUAAAUAAUUGCUAAUGAGUCUAUGCGCCAGGCAACUGAUCUUUUAGUUUCUUCUAUCAUUAAGAGGUAAUUUACAGAAAAUAAUAUAUAAAUGUGUUCCAUAUUUCAGGUGUUUUCACUGCUGCAUUUGAUACUCAUUUGGAGUGGCUCAUUGUUAAAGGGGUCUCUGAUUUUGCGAAUGGUGAGCAAGUGAAUGCAGAAAGUUGGGAAGCCUGUGCUAGUGCGAUGGCAGCAUCUCUUGUCUCACACAUACUAAGCGAUCCUUGUGUUUUUGGCACUUGGCCUCAUUACCAAGGUAUCGGUUGUUUGUCAGUUUAGCUGGUUAUAACUAAAAUUCAGGGAUAGAAGAGAAUUUGCGUUUAAAUGCGUUUCCCCAAUGUUCCAUAUUCAUUGCCAAAAAAACGUCAUAUUCAUGAGAAACAUAAUCGGCCACAUGAAACAACGAGUUUAACGUUUUAAGAGUAAGCCUGAAUUUAAGCUAUCUCCUCGAAUUCGCAAACGCCCGAGAAAGACGUCAAGAUUAUCAAAUGACAGUGCCGCUAAAAUUUCGCAGCGUAGUCAUACAUUAUUAUGCGAAUGUUUAGACAAUCAACCAAUAUAAUCAAAAUCACCACCGGGUUUUCGGUAGUGACGUCACUGGACGGUUUAGCGGCUCGUUGAUUCAGACGUCUUUCUCGGGAGUUUGCGACUCGAGGAGACGGCUGAAAUUCAGGCCAUUUAAGAGUCCUUUAAGAGUUAGAUAAACUUGAUCGACAAAUGUACAUAAUUCUGUUUACAAAUCGAGACCUUACUUCCCCCUAAGCUCAGAUCAAUUGCGUUUUCACUAAAAAGUAACAGCACAAAACACUAACGAUGUGUUUGCGUGAAUCGUUUCAGUCGAGGCUCCCUUAGGUCGGUUUAUCAUGAGAUAACAAGGUCGUGACAACCAACAGCAACAGUUACUAUGAGUGCUGUGUGGCGUUGUAAUAAAACCAAAUCGAUCUAAUUUGUAGUAUUUUGUCUUCGUAGGGCCGGUGCUUUCUAAUAUCAUAAAAGAGAUUCGUCAGCUUUACCAAGGCCGUGAAGGAAAACUAGCACCAUUCGCUUGGUGUGAUUAUCCUAAUUUUAAUCUGAAUGACAUUUUUACCCGAUUGAAGAUCGUGAACAAAGAAACCACACGAGGAACAUUGACCGACGAUGAAAUCACCAACUUGACAGGCAUCUUUAGACCCCACCCGAAGUGCUUGAAACCAAGUAAAGUUUUGAUUGAAGGGGAUCCUGGCAUGGGAAAAACCACCUACUCACAAAAACUGGCUUAUGACUGGGCGAACAAACAAAGUGAAUGGGACGAGUCUUUUCCAGAGAUUGACGUGCUGCUCUUGCUUAGAUGCAAUGACAUAAAAUCUAGCAUUUGGAAGGCUAUUGAAGAUCAAAUUCUUUCUGAAGAUAUGGACAAAAAGGCUAAGGAGACUUUCUUCAAAUACAUUAAGGAAAAUCAGUCCAAAGUUCUGCUGUUGCUUGAUGGUUUAGAUGAGGUAGACCCCAAUAAAGAAGAGUUGUUCCUCUCACUUGCUCAGGGAAAACUUCUCCCAUCUUGUUACGUUGUCAUUACUUCGCGUCAUGAGGUUGGAAAAAAAGUAAACAGACACUGUGACACUUGGUGGGAGAUUUUAGGAUUCACCAAAGAGGACUCGAAAAGCUUCAUGAGAAAAUAUUUUCAAGACAAAGAUCACUUAGCUGAGGAGUUGAUUGAAGAGUUGGCAGUUAGGCCGUAUCGGACGUCGUUUCGUGACGGCCCUUCUGAAAACCGCCUCGCCGAUUUGACGAAAAAUCCACUUAAUAUGGCUUUACUCUGUACUAUUUUCGAACAUUCCAAAGCUGUUUUUGAAGGAAGCAGAACCCGAUUGUACAUUGAAAUCACUCUUCUUGUUUUAAGAAGAUAUGAAGAAAAAAAUGGACUUGAAAGCAGUAAAGACUUGACGGUAGUUUAUAGGGAAGAUCUUUUGCUUUUGGGCAGAUUCGCGUUAGAUUCCCUCUGUAAGGGGGAGUUGUACUUUGAAAAAGGGGAAGAAGACUUCAAGUUUAUGAAUUUUGGAUUCUUGUCUUUACAACAAGUCGGCACUACGAGCAAACCUUGCACUCGCUGUGCAUUUUUACACAAAAGUUUUCAGGAGUUUUUUGCUGGAUUUUUUCUUGCUUUUCAGAUUAUCAAUAGACAAAAUGACUUUGUCAACGUUUUAACCGAUGAAAGAUAUUCUAACGAACUAAAAGAGGUUUUCUUCUUCAUGAGUGGAAUCAUAGCAUCAGAAAGCAAGGACACUGGAGAAUCCAUCUUUAUUAGUAUGGCCGAGCAUAUCAGUGGUCUUUUCCGUGCAUCCCACCAAAAAGUCAAAUCAUAUAUGACGUUGGCUUGUGCAUGUUUACAUGAAUACGAUUUCAGCCUUGCAGAAUGGCUUUGGGAAGAUGAGCCCGUGACUUGCUCAGAGCAUACUUUUGGAAUGCACCUUGACAUGUCCUCCCUCACUGAAGUGGAUUUGUCCUACACUGAAGUAGUGGAUGUUGGUGCUAAUGUGAUUUCCGUGGUCCUCGAAAAAAACUCCUCCCUAACUGAUUUGGAUUUCAGUUUCAACGGCGUUAGCUCGGACGGUGCUUCUUCCCUUUCCAGAGCCCUCACAAAAAACUCCUCCCUGACUGCUUUGAAUUUGGGCGGUAACAAGUUUAUUGAGGACAUUGGUGCUUAUUCUCUUUCCCAGGCCCUCAAAGCAAACUCCUUCCUGACUUCUUUGGAUUUGGAAGGUGACAGUAUUGGCGACGACGGUUCUUCUUCUCUUUCUGAAGCCCUAACAGCAAACUCCUCGCUGACUUUUUUGGGUCUGAGUCGUAACGGUAUUGGUGACGCCGGUGCUUCUUCUCUUUCUGAAGCCCUAACAGCAAACUCAUCCCUGACUUUUUUGGAUUUGCGUGAUAACAGUAUUGGCGACGCUGGUGCUUCUUCUCUUUCCAAGGCCCUCAUAGCAAACUCAUCCCUGACUUAUUUGGAUUUGGGUUUAAACAGUAUUGGCGACGCCGGUGCUUCUUGUCUUUUCAACGCAUUCGCAUUUAACUCCUCCCUGACUUAUCUCAGUUUGGCUUUAAACAGUAUUGGUGAAGCUGGUGCUUUUUUCCUUUCCACGGCCCUCAAAGCAAACUCCUCCCUGACUCAUUUGGAUUUGCGUGGUAACAGUAUCGGUAACGCUGGUGCUUCUUCUCUUUCCGAGGCCCUCACGGUAAACUCCUCCCUGACUUACGUGGAUUUGCAUGGUAACAGCAUUGGUGACGCUGGUGCUUUUUCCCUUUCCAACGCUCUUAAAUUUAAUUCCUCCUUGGCUAUCUUGAAUUUGCGUGGUAACAGCAUUAGUGACGUUGGUGUUUAUUUCCUUUCCGACAUUUUCAAAUUUAACUCCUCCAUGACUAAGUUGAAUUUAAGGGGUAACAGCUUUGGUGACGUUGGUGCUUUUUUCCUUUCCACGAUCUUCACAGCAAACUGUUCUCUGACUGAUUUGGAUUUAAGUGGAAACGUUAUUGGCGACACCGGUGCUUCGUGUCUUUCUCAGGCCCUCGCAGAAAACUUCUCCUCCCUGAACAAAUUGGACUUGACUGAUAACAGUAUCGGUAACACUGGUGCAGCUUCUUUUAAAGAGGCCCCUAAUAUUAACGAAAAGGUGGAUGUGCGCUUAUAAAAGGAAGGUUAAUUUCAUUUUUACUAGUAAGUCAAAGAUUAAGGUUGUAAUAUUGAAAUGCCCGAAGUAUAAAAGUUAAAAGGCAAGGAAGCGGCUGGAAGUUACUUGUUCAUGUAUCUCGUUCUUAAAUUACCUCGACAAGAAUUUUUGUCUCGGUGGGCUAUGGUUCUAAUUAAUUUUUCUUCGAGGACCUCUCAGUGUGUUUCAAAUGAAGAAACAAGUGUUUUUUAAAGAAACAUUGAUCCAGUUUUUGUAAAGUGUCUUGUGUAAUGACUGAUAUCAACAAGUAAAAGCUCUGUCUAUUGAUAUUGAAACACAGAUUAAGAUUCUUGUCAUGUACUUUUAUGUCUCAUUUAUUUUCUGUAACUGGUGAUUAUUUGUUGAUUUUGAUGUAUCUAUUGCCUACGCUAUGCAAAAGUAUAGUCAAACUCUCCCCUUUAACUGACAAAGUGCAGUCUUCUGGCCACUUCUUCUUGCCUUGUUUAUAUGAAUUUUUUUUUCAUCACCGUUCAAUGUUAAUAUAAUGUUGGUUUUCCAAGAGCACUAACCUACUCUUUACGCCUUAGCUUGCGUCUGUAAGGAGGCCCCCAAACAGGGUUCCUCAAUCCCGUCUAGACUUAGACUGUGAGCGGUGUCUUAUUUUUCUUUAGAGAUACGGUAGAAUGCAAGCACGAGAAACGAGGACGGGCGCGAGGGGCGAGCGGCGAGCGGCGAAGCUGCGAGAGACGUGGGCGGAGCCCAAGCGAAAAAUAAAUAAGAGACUGCGAUAGGAUCUCAGAUCUGGCGAUUUGCCGUUUUUCACUAGGGAGCUUAAGCAACUACGACGACGACUUCAAAAAAACAAUAGGUUUAUAAUCAAAAUAACAGCUUUGCACAGGCAUCACGCUUUUUAGUACAUUUCUUUGACGUCCACUACACGACUACGACGUGAAACCUCCUAAUUUGACGUUUUAUGGAGGACGUGGACAUACGACGACGAAAUUCCCUUCAUCUUUUUAAACCUGAAUAAAAUCCUUAAGAAUUCAACUCCAGGAAAAGUCGCCUGCAUUUGACAUAUGGAGCGGGUCCAAAUUGACGCGAUUAAUUGAAAGAACGCAAAUUCAAUUUUAUACCGACGUUUUCACUGCCGUCGUCGUCGUCCUUGCUUAAGGUCCCUAUUUUUGCUGUUUAUUUAUUUCGCAUGCUUUUCUCUGUAAACAAACAGCUUGUCUUCGACUGUCUUUUCACUGCUGUUUGGUUAUAAUUAUAAUAAUAAAAG
This is a messenger RNA of Porites lobata, 7255 nucleotides long. The record is from the annotation of a GenBank genome assembly. NCBI's taxonomy places the organism in Eukaryota, Metazoa, Cnidaria, Anthozoa, Scleractinia, Poritidae.